AUGUCUGGUAUCAUUGCCGUCUACGCCCUCGUUGUCGCCGUCUUGAUUGCCGGUGACAUGCGUCCUCCNCCGGGCACCCACUAUAGCUUGUUCACAGGCGCCAUGCACCUUGCCUGUGGUCUUUCGGUCGGCAUGACUGGUCUUGCUGCCGGAUACGCUAUCGGAAUCGUCGGCGAUAUGGGUGUGAGAUCGUACAUGCAGCAGUCACGAAUCUUUGUUGGCAUGGUUCUGAUCCUCAUUUUCGGUGAAGUCCUGGGUCUAUACGGGUAUUGUCCAUUAUGCUGCCUGGCUCAAGUCCUCGAUGCUGACAUUGUUCACAGCUUGAUCGUUGCCCUUAUCCUCAACACCAAGAGCAGAGGUUGA
This is a messenger RNA of Aureobasidium musti, 363 nucleotides long. The record is from the annotation of a GenBank genome assembly. NCBI's taxonomy places the organism in Eukaryota, Fungi, Ascomycota, Dothideomycetes, Dothideales, Saccotheciaceae.